AUAAAAAAAAGAAGAAGAAGAAGACGUGCAAGGAGGAGCUGGGGAAGCCAUUUUGUCCCCAGUGCUUGAUUUUUUGCGAAACUGCUUUGUAUCUCGCGCUCACCACCACCAGCACCAAAAACUAAUUCCCGCCUCACUACAGCUUCCACUGAGGUUCAGUUUGCUUCGCGUACAUUCCAUCGGGGUUGUCUAAAGCCUUUGGCUACUUUCUCCAUCCUGUGAAAACUUACACUGUCUCUUCUUCAUUAUCUUUGUCUUUUAUUACAUGGACUACUUCUAAAGAGUAUUAAUAUUCGAAACAGUGAAAGAUAUGUUGUGAUUUCUAGGGGAAAAAAAAAAAGAUUAAAGAAGUGACUACCAGGCAUUACUCUAUAGCCAGGUAACCAACAAGUAUAUAACCUGAAGCUAUGAUCCAGACUUCUCCAACUAAACUAAAAGAGUGCAAGCUAAAGUAUACACUGAAUGCAUACAUAUUCUAGAAUAGUCUUCUAGCUAUUCGUAGCUGCACUAACUAGGUCACGAAACUUUAUCCAGUGCGCCAUCUUUAUCUCGACUCCGUCUCUCCUUCUCCGGUGUAUUAAUAACUUCAUAAUCGGAGAUUCCAAGAAGUCUACGAGUUUGCACCGUCAGCUAUACACACACAUUCCUAUACAAAUUCAAGAUUGCCUGUUUCAAGGUACAUUCAUUGUAUAUAGCUACUACUAAAGUGCCUAGUUCAGUCCUGAUUAUUGAUACCCACUUGGCAUCAGAUACGUACGAUGUAUAAGAGCCUUUCCAUAUAAAGAUCAUAUUCAUAUACAUUAUAUGUAUAUAUAUAUAUAAAGUGAGAGAUAUUCUAAAACAUGCGCCGCAUAUACUUCAUGAAUGUAUAAAGCCAAGUUCUUUAACUGUUGUAUAUAAAUACUCCCUUUACAAAGACGUCCGUCUUCUGCACUUCUGAUCAUCACAAGUGUUUGUUGCUCAUCCCUCAUUAUUUAUGCCUUGACUCUAUCUACAGUCCAGAGUUUGAGCCACUCUGCAUCCAAGGAAUCCAAAGUCAAAAUAGUUUUCCAAGAUAACUAGAGACGUAGAAGGACCUUAAGCGUAACCUGGCCAUUAGUGUAUUCAUUUCUCCGUUGGCCUCUCCCGUCCACAUUGAAAACAUUAUCGCAGCCUUCUGCUUUCAGAUCCUCUACUCUGAUAGAAUAGCCUGAUUCCCUUUAGCUGUACUUCUGUCUGUUUUAGGCACUGUAUCGUCUAUAGAGCGUUUCCUUGAAGCUUGCUUCCCCUGUAAGCAGACGGAAGAAAAAUGGAGGAACCAGAGGAGAAGGAAUCUCUGCUUACUCGCCUUAAGUAUUACACGACGCUCACUCUAGGAACGACGGCAUGUCUGUCCUCCUUCGUCUUCAUGUUCUUAAUCCCAUGGAUUCUUGACCCGUCGAUCUCAACACUCAUGGCCAAUUUCGACCCAGAACCUGUUGUGUGCAUGACCGUUCAGUCGGACCAGCGGAGAGGAAUGAAGAACUGUUCGUGGUCUUCCUGUAAGCACGGCUGCACCACAGAGCAGUUCGAGUGCGACCAGAUCUAUGUGAAUUACAUGCACUUCCCCUGGGCUAAGUACGACGCCUCGAAUUUCGACAACGAGGACAACCUGUGGGUGGGUGUGGGCGUCCCCAUCUUCGUCAACAUCAAGGCCUGUGGGUAUCCGCCCAAAAUCAACUGCUCCGUCUUCGGGGACAGACACGGCAGGGAGAACGACAUCUUCCCUUGCUACUACUCCAGGGUCGACCCCAACAUGGUCAUCACCAGUUACGACUGGAACAAUGAAGUCACGAGCAUUAUUCUGGCCCUCUUGGUCCCGAAUGUGCUGUGCGGUCUGUCCCUGGGCAUCGUCAGUUACUGGUGGUACCCAGGAUGUCAGAAGAGGCGGUGCCAGUACCAGAUUCCCCCAGAUCAAGAGGACGCUUCGUCUAACCAGCAAGAUGGUGACGAUGAUGAUGAAGACGACGAUGAUGAUGAGAAUGAAUAUGACGAAGGCGAAGGCUACGACAAAGAUUCGUUGGGAAGGCGGCAAGAAGGCGAUAUGAAAAAUAAACAGCAGGAAGAAGAGAAGGACCGAGACACUUCCAUCUACCUACCAGAGGAGAAAGUGUGACUACUAGAAAAUGGGGCUGUUGGCCAAGGUGGAGGGUGAUCAUUUCUUCUCCUUUUUCGCUAGUGGGCCAUCUGGGACACCAUUGGAGACACAAAGCCUUGCCACUUGUCCUGGGCAAAACGGGACGAAGCCAUACAGGAUCACAAGGGAGCCGUUACAAAGGCACAUCAUCUAUCUACCACCUUGCCAUCACUGCCCUGCACCAAUUACAUCAGUAUUUCACUUCAAGAGCUGCUGCCGUUUGUUCUUUCAUUGGCAGAGCUAUUAUUAUUUUUUUCGUGGUUACUCAGGCAUUAGCCAUCCAUUCAAAACAAUUCAAGGAUUUCGUUUGUUCUGAAGACCCUAGUGAAAAUAUUGUUCAGCUUUCUGUUGUGAUAGCGUGUUGUAACUCGUAACUUAUUCUCUCUCUCUCUCUCUCUCUCUCUCUCUCUCUCUCUCUCUCUCUCUCUCUCUCUGCUGU
Messenger RNA from Macrobrachium nipponense, 2594 nucleotides. Its product is annotated as protein tipE-like. Gene Ontology annotation, biological process: regulation of sodium ion transport. The transcript has 2 exons. Bases 1289 to 2134 code for a protein of 281 amino acids. The record is from RefSeq and is a predicted model, not a curated record. Gene Ontology annotation, cellular component: plasma membrane. NCBI's taxonomy places the organism in Eukaryota, Metazoa, Arthropoda, Malacostraca, Decapoda, Palaemonidae. Gene Ontology annotation, molecular function: sodium channel regulator activity.